This is a messenger RNA of Lachancea meyersii CBS 8951, 759 nucleotides long. NCBI's taxonomy places the organism in Eukaryota, Fungi, Ascomycota, Saccharomycetes, Saccharomycetales, Saccharomycetaceae. The record is from the annotation of a GenBank genome assembly.
AUGGCGAAACUGGUGCACAACGUGCAAAAAAAGCAGCAUCGGGAGCGGUCCCAAGAGGCGGCCCGUUCAAGACUGGGGUUUUUGGAAAAGCACAAGGACUAUGUCAAGAGAGCUCAAAACUUCCACCAGAAAGAGGCCACUUUGAAGAUUUUGCGCGAAAAGGCUCAACAAAGAAACCCAGAUGAGUACUACCAUGGAAUGCACUCGCGGAGUGUGGACGCCCGCGGUCUGCUUAAACAGUCAAGACACGCACGCGACGAAGACCCCAGCUUGUCCACAGCACAGGUCAAACUGCUGAAAACGCAGGAUGCCAAUUACGUGCGCACGCUGCGACAGAACGAGCGCCAGGUUCUGGAACGUCAGGUCCACGAGACCAUGUUCAAGGCGAAGGGAGCACACACUGUGUUUGUUGAGGACCAAGACACGCUGCAUUCGUUCGACGCCGCUGAGCAUUUCAAAACCACUCCAGAGAUGCUAACACGCCGUGAAAACCGGCUUACUCGCGACCAGCUGUCCAACCUGGACCUGCAGGCGGGCCUCUCACAGCUGGGGUCGAGCAUGGAUGCGGAGACGUUGCAGCGCAAGCGGCUGAAAAAGUUGCGGCAAAUACAGCAGCACCAGGAGCGUGAGAACCAGCUCUCCGGGGUGCUGCAGCGCAUGGAAACCCAGCGUGAGGGCAUGAAGAAGGGCUCCAAGAAGAAGAUACGGGACGCGAGCGGCAACGUGACGUUCAAGUGGAAGAAGCAGCGCAAGCGGUGA